AUGACGGAAGCGGCCAGCACGAUCUUCUACGAAAACUUUGACUUCGGAACCAACACUUUCAGGAUCAAGCAAGACACAUCGACGGGUCAUGCUGCUGUUCUCUGGGAUGCUGCAAAGGUGCUGGUCAAGUACUUCGAGGUAAGCGGCAUCGAAUGGAAGGAUAAGCGCGUGCUUGACCUGGGAUCGGGCUGCGGCCUCGUGGGCAUUUGUUUAGCAUCAGCAGGAGCACAUGUCACGAUGACAGAGCUGCCUGGGCAUACAAGCUUGCUGCAAGAGAACGUGGAGAACAACCUCAAGGCUCACUGCCCGGGCUCGUGGCAGGUUCAAGAGUGCGUGUGGGGUAGCCCAGGAGAGACAACGGACUGGGGGAACGUGACGGACAUGGGGCAAGGAUGGGACUUCAUCGUCGGAUCAGACCUCAUCUACUCAGACGCUAGCACCCCUCACCUGCUAAAGACCCUCCAACACAGCAUGGACGACAAGACAAGUUUCGUGCUAAGCUUUGAGCUGCGACGGGAGAAGGAUUUGGACUUUCUGCGAAAUAUCUCCAAGUGUGGCUUAGCAUUCCAGAAGAUUCCCGAGAAGGAGCUGCAUCCGGUGUGGCAAGCAGAGGAGAUUGGAAUCUUCAAGAUAUGGAAGAAGUCCUGA
Molecule: messenger RNA, 648 nt
Organism: Guillardia theta CCMP2712
Lineage: Eukaryota; Cryptophyceae; Pyrenomonadales; Geminigeraceae
Exons: 4
Coding region: 1-648 (215 amino acids)
Source: RefSeq, a predicted model, not a curated record